CACUCUGUCACCGGCUUCUUUGUUCUUUAAUCGUAAAUUAUUUGACUUCAAAUUGUAAUAUCAAAAUAUCCCGAAGACUCUGUAACCAAGAGCGAAGAUAUGGAAGAUGUGGAAAUCAAGCCUCGCGGCUAUCAACUUCGCCUGGUUGACCACCUAACGAAGAGCAAUGGCAUUGUCUACCUGCCCACAGGAUCUGGGAAAACGUUCGUGGCCAUCCUGGUCCUAAAGCGCUUCUCGCAGGACUUUGACAAACCCAUCGAAAGCGGCGGAAAGCGUGCGUUGUUCAUGUGCAAUACUGUGGAAUUGGCCCGACAACAGGCGAUGGCCGUCAGGCGGUGCACCAACUUUAAGGUUGGCUUUUAUGUGGGUGAACAGGGAGUGGAUGACUGGACGCGCGGAAUGUGGAGUGAUGAAAUCAAAAAAAACCAAGUUCUUGUUGGCACAGCCCAGGUCUUUUUGGACAUGGUCACCCAGACGUACGUGGCUUUAAGCUCCCUGAGCGUUGUCAUCAUAGACGAGUGCCACCACGGCACUGGUCACCACCCAUUUCGUGAGUUCAUGCGAUUGUUCACUAUCGCUAAUCAAACAAAAUUGCCGCGCGUGGUGGGUCUCACCGGGGUGUUAAUCAAGGGAAAUGAAAUUACGAACGUGGCCACGAAACUUAAAGAGCUAGAGAUCACAUAUCGGGGAAACAUCAUUACCGUGUCCGACACCAAGGAGAUGGAAAACGUGAUGCUGUACGCCACCAAGCCCACAGAGGUCAUGGUGUCCUUUCCACAUCAAGAGCAAGUGCUCACGGUUACAAGGUUAAUAAGCGCAGAAAUUGAAAAGUUCUAUGUAUCCUUAGACCUCAUGAAUAUUGGCGUUCAACCGAUCCGAAGGUCAAAGUCAUUGCAAUGCCUGCGGGAUCCGUCGAAGAAGAGCUUUGUAAAGCAACUGUUCAACGAUUUUCUGUACCAGAUGAAAGAGUAUGGCAUCUACGCAGCUUCCAUAGCCAUAAUCUCGUUAAUUGUUGAGUUCGAUAUAAAGAGGCGCCAGGCCGAGACGCUAAGCGUGAAAUUGAUGCAUAGGACGGCCUUGACCUUGUGCGAGAAAAUCCGUCACUUGCUGGUGCAAAAACUGCAAGACAUGACUUAUGACGACGACGAUGACAACGUAAACACUGAGGAAGUCAUUAUGAACUUCUCCACCCCGAAAGUGCAGCGAUUCCUGAUGAGUCUUAAGGUAUCCUUCGCUGAUAAAGAUCCCAAAGAUAUCUGCUGUCUGGUCUUUGUUGAACGCCGCUACACCUGCAAGUGCAUCUAUGGCUUGCUGCUCAACUACAUCCAGUCUACGCCUGAGCUGCGAAACGUGCUCACGCCCCAAUUCAUGGUGGGCCGCAACAAUAUUUCUCCAGACUUUGAGAGCGUCUUGGAGAGAAAAUGGCAAAAAUCUGCCAUUCAGCAGUUUCGGGACGGUAAUGCCAAUCUUAUGAUAUGUUCAAGCGUCCUAGAAGAAGGCAUCGAUGUGCAGGCCUGCAAUCAUGUCUUUAUUCUUGAUCCUGUUAAAACCUUUAACAUGUACGUGCAGUCAAAGGGUCGGGCUCGUACCACUGAGGCCAAAUUCGUGCUGUUCACAGCUGAUAAGGAAAGGGAAAAGACAAUUCAGCAAAUUUAUCAGUAUCGAAAAGCGCAUAAUGACAUUGCCGAAUAUUUAAAGGAUCGAGUUCUAGAAAAAACUGAGCCAGAAUUGUACGAAAUCAAAGGGCACUUCCAGGACGAUAUUGACCCUUUUACCAAUGAGAACGGUGCCGUGUUGCUUCCCAACAAUGCCCUGGCCAUACUGCAUCGCUAUUGCCAGACAAUUCCCACGGAUGCUUUUGGCUUUGUGAUCCCCUGGUUCCAUGUAUUGCAAGAAGACGAACGUGAUAGAAUAUUUGGUGUUUCUGCCAAGGGCAAGCACGUAAUUUCAAUCAACAUGCCAGUAAAUUGCAUGCUAAGAGACACAAUUUACAGCGAUCCCAUGGACAAUGUUAAAACAGCCAAAAUAUCAGCUGCCUUCAAAGCGUGUAAAGUACUCUACAGUUUGGGAGAGUUAAACGAGAGAUUCGUGCCCAAAACAUUAAAGGAGCGCGUAGCCUCUAUUGCUGAUGUUCAUUUUGAGCACUGGAAUAAGUAUGGCGAUAGUGUGACUGCGACAGUCAACAAGGCCGAUAAGAGCAAGGACAGAACCUACAAGACCGAAUGUCCAUUAGAGUUUUACGACGCACUUCCGCGGGUAGGUGAAAUCUGUUAUGCCUACGAAAUAUUUUUGGAGCCGCAGUUUGAAUCGUGUGAGUACACGGAACACAUGUAUUUAAAUCUCCAAACACCAAGAAAUUAUGCUAUAUUGCUGCGGAACAAGCUGCCACGCCUUGCAGAGAUGCCCCUGUUUAGCAAUCAGGGUAAGCUACACGUUCGAGUGGCCAAUGCACCACUUGAAGUAAUUAUCCAGAACUCCGAACAGCUGGAGCUGCUCCAUCAGUUUCACGGAAUGGUAUUCCGCGAUAUCUUGAAGAUUUGGCAUCCGUUCUUUGUGCUGGAUCGUCGCAGCAAGGAGAACUCCUACCUGGUAGUUCCUCUCAUACUGGGUGCGGGUGAACAGAAAUGCUUUGACUGGGAACUGAUGACCAACUUCCGAAGACUACCGCAAAGUCAUGGGUCAAAUGUACAGCAACGCGAGCAACAACCUGCUCCACGUCCUGAAGAUUUUGAGGGCAAAAUUGUUACACAAUGGUAUGCCAACUAUGAUAAGCCCAUGCUGGUCACAAAGGUGCACCGUGAGCUAACACCGUUAAGUUAUAUGGAAAAGAACCAACAGGACAAGACCUACUACGAGUUUACCAUGUCAAAGUACGGCAACCGCAUUGGUGAUGUUGUUCACAAGGAUAAGUUUAUGAUCGAGGUCAGAGACCUUACGGAACAGCUCACUUUCUACGUUCAUAAUCGUGGAAAGUUCAACGCGAAGAGCAAGGCUAAGAUGAAAGUUAUUUUGAUUCCGGAGCUAUGCUUCAAUUUUAACUUUCCUGGGGAUUUAUGGCUUAAGUUGAUCUUCCUACCCAGCAUUUUAAACCGCAUGUACUUCCUUCUCCACGCAGAGGCCUUACGUAAGCGAUUUAAUACGUAUUUAAACCUCCAUCUGCUGCCUUUUAAUGGAACUGAUUACAUGCCCAGACCACUAGAAAUUGAUUAUUCGCUAAAGCGGAAUGUCGACCCCUUGGGCAAUGUCAUACCAACUGAGGAUAUCGAGGAGCCGAAAUCCCUUUUAGAGCCAAUGCCCACAAAGUCCAUUGAGGCGUCCGUGGCCAAUCUUGAAAUAACAGAAUUCGAAAAUCCCUGGCAAAAGUAUAUGGAGCCGGUUGAUCUGUCGCGAAAUCUUUUGAGUACGUAUCCCGUAGAGCUGGACUACUACUAUCAUUUUAGCGUUGGUAAUGUAUGUGAGAUGAAUGAGAUGGAUUUUGAAGAUAAGGAAUACUGGGCAAAAAAUCAGUUCCAUAUGCCCACGGGUAAUAUCUAUGGCAACAGAACUCCGGCCAAGACUAACGCAAACGUGCCAGCUUUGAUGCCGUCGAAACCGACUGUCCGCGGGAAGGUAAAACCACUGCUCAUUUUGCAAAAAACUGUUUCCAAAGAACAUAUAACGCCAGCGGAGCAGGGCGAGUUUUUGGCUGCAAUCACUGCCUCGAGCGCAGCGGAUGUUUUCGACAUGGAACGCCUUGAGAUUCUGGGCGAUUCCUUCUUAAAACUUAGUGCCACGCUCUACUUGGCCAGCAAGUAUUCGGAUUGGAAUGAGGGCACUCUUACAGAGGUCAAAUCCAAGCUUGUGUCUAAUCGUAACCUGUUGUUCUGCCUCAUCGACGCGGACAUUCCCAAAACGCUCAACACCAUUCAGUUUACGCCUAGAUACACAUGGCUUCCACCUGGCAUCAGUUUGCCCCACAAUGUUCUAGCCUUGUGGCGAGAAAAUCCGGAAUUCGCAAAGAUUAUUGGCCCACACAAUCUCCGUGACUUGGCUCUCGGCGAUGAGGAGUCCCUGGUGAAGGGCAACUGCAGCGAUAUCAACUACAACCGCUUCGUGGAGGGAUGUCGAGCAAAUGGGCAGUCCUUUUAUGCCGGUGCCGAUUUUUCAUCCGAGGUGAACUUCUGCGUGGGACUGGUCACGAUUCCCAACAAGGUGAUAGCCGAUACCCUUGAGGCGCUAUUGGGCGUAAUCGUUAAGAACUACGGAUUGCAGCAUGCCUUCAAGAUGCUAGAGUACUUCAAGAUUUGCCGUGCGGAUAUUGACAAGCCGCUUACUCAGUUACUGAACCUCGAACUGGGCGGCAAGAAAAUGCGGGCGAACGUGAAUACUACAGAAAUUGACGGCUUUCUCAUAAAUCACUAUUAUUUGGAAAAAAAUCUUGGCUACACGUUUAAGGAUCGACGAUAUUUGUUGCAGGCCCUCACCCAUCCCUCGUAUCCCACUAAUCGCAUCACUGGGUCCUAUCAGGAGCUGGAAUUUAUUGGCGAUGCCAUACUCGACUUUCUAAUCUCUGCCUAUAUUUUCGAGAACAAUACGAAAAUGAAUCCGGGCGCCCUCACAGAUCUGCGUUCCGCUUUGGUCAACAAUACUACGCUGGCCUGCAUUUGCGUGCGGCAUCGGUUGCACUUUUUUAUCCUAGCGGAGAACGCAAAGCUCUCCGAGAUCAUAUCCAAAUUCGUGAAUUUCCAGGAGAGCCAGGGUCACCGGGUUACCAACUAUGUGCGCAUUCUGCUCGAGGAAGCUGAUGUUCAGCCGACUCCGCUGGACUUGGAUGACGAAUUGGAUAUGACUGAGUUACCGCAUGCAAAUAAAUGCAUUUCUCAGGAAGCAGAGAAAGGAGUCCCACCAAAAGGUGAGUUCAACAUGUCCACAAACGUGGAUGUGCCAAAGGCGUUGGGGGAUGUUCUGGAGGCCCUUAUUGCAGCCGUAUACCUGGACUGCCGAGAUCUCCAACGUACUUGGGAGGUAAUUUUCAAUCUCUUCGAGCCGGAGCUUCAGGAGUUCACGCGCAAAGUGCCCAUCAAUCAUAUACGACAGCUCGUUGAGCACAAGCAUGCGAAGCCCGUGUUUAGCUCGCCCAUCGUCGAAGGGGAAACUGUAAUGGUUAGUUGUCAAUUUACCUGCAUGGAAAAGACGAUCAAGGUGUACGGAUUUGGGAGCAAUAAGGACCAGGCCAAGCUAUCGGCUGCCAAGCACGCCCUUCAGCAGCUAAGCAAAUGCGACGCCUAAUAUGAUGAUUCCAGCCCAGUCUAGUUUCUGCUAAACUGCAUUGAAUUUGCUUUCUAGCCAAGACGUAAUCCUUUGGAAGAGGACAGCAAAGGGCACCUAAUGAACUUAACUGUAUAUCUUAGAAUUAAAAAAUACUUUUCCAUCGCUUUAAUAGACAUAAAUGUCUAAAACCAAAAAAUCAUUUUUGAUCACCAUAAAUUGUUAAGACCUUUUAAAUCAAAACAAAAACAGCCCAUUUGGAAACACAAUCUAAAGAUGCUAUGCCAAUUUCCUCAAAUACAAACGGUUUUUAAUUAUUUUUUUAUCAAUUAUUGCCAUUUAAAAUGUUUUAGCUUCAUUGUUAUUAAUAAAAUUUAAUAGCUUCCCCAAUACAAUAUUUGUUACCUUGGGUCGAAAUAAAUAUUUUUAUACAAUUG
Molecule: messenger RNA, 5684 nt
Organism: Drosophila melanogaster (fruit fly)
Lineage: Eukaryota; Metazoa; Arthropoda; Insecta; Diptera; Drosophilidae
Gene: Dcr-2
Product: Dicer-2
Exons: 8
Coding region: 100-5268 (1722 amino acids)
Biological process (GO): siRNA processing; RNA processing; regulatory ncRNA-mediated post-transcriptional gene silencing
Cellular component (GO): nucleus; cytoplasm; cytoplasmic ribonucleoprotein granule
Molecular function (GO): nucleic acid binding; nucleotide binding; ATP binding
Source: RefSeq, marked reviewed